This is a messenger RNA of Drosophila mojavensis, 2010 nucleotides long. RefSeq names its product facilitated trehalose transporter Tret1. Gene Ontology annotation, molecular function: sugar transmembrane transporter activity. Gene Ontology annotation, biological process: transmembrane transport; carbohydrate transport. NCBI's taxonomy places the organism in Eukaryota, Metazoa, Arthropoda, Insecta, Diptera, Drosophilidae. The transcript is spliced from 5 exons. The record is from RefSeq and is a predicted model, not a curated record. The coding region runs from base 334 to 1743 and encodes 469 amino acids. Gene Ontology annotation, cellular component: membrane.
CUCUGUGUAACUUUGUGUUUAUACAAAGAUUUAGAUUUGGUUACGUCUCAAGAUAUCAAAAUCUCCGGUCUAGAUAUAAAUGGUGGGCUGAUUCUGAUUUCAUUAGUUAUUGCUCACAUCUCAAAGCGAGAAUUUUGCAUCAUCUUAAUGUUCUACUGCUGGGAACCCUUCAUCUGAAUAGCAUGGGAAGCAUAUACCACAGUACUCAUCGAAACAGUUUAGCUGAUAGUCGAGACCAGUGACCAGACCAGAAAGACUGUGAUAAAAUAAGUUCCGUAAUAAAGGCUGUGAAAACAAGUUCCGAGAACCAAAUUGAACAACGAACUUAACAAAAUGUUUAUCGAAACCUUUAAGUCGGGCAUAUUCAAUAAGGAUUUUCGUCGCCAACUGCUGGUAACAUUGAGUGCUGUAAUAAUUACGUUUUGCCAUGGCAUCGGCUUGGGCUGGCUAUCUCCCAUGCUGCCUCAGCUGCAAUCAGCUGCGGAGACACCUCUGGACUUUGUGAUUGAUGUGAGUGAGGCGUCCUGGGUGGGUUCGAUGAUCAGCUUUGGUGGUUUUUCGGGUAAUUUCCUAUUUUCAUUCGUCAUGAAUCGGUUUGGUCGCAAGGUGGCGCUCUACGGCCUUGCCCUGCCCCACACGUGCAUUUGGAUUCUCUUCUAUUUCGCGGACUCCGUUGAAUGGCUGUACGCUGCCAGAGUGUGCGCCGGCCUUUCAGGGGGCGGAAUGUUUAUAGUGCUGCCCCUCUUCAUUGGCGAAAUCGCGGACAAAAGCAUACGCGGCAGGCUGUGUUCAUUCUUUAGCCUUGCCAUCAACAUAGGAAUAAUGGUGGGCUUCAUUAUCUCCUCCCACGUGCCCUACCAUGUGAUUCCAUGUACUGUGGUCGUUCUGCCCAUCUGCUAUGUCCUGCUGACCACACGCUUCCCGGAAACCCCGCAGCAGCUAAUGCGAUGGGGUCGAGAGGAGGAAGCGAAGCGCGCUUUAAAAUAUUAUUGUAACUGCGAUGGUCCGACGCCUAGCAAGGAGUCGGAGCGUGCUUACCAGAAACAGCUUGAGGAAAUGUGUGAUGCCUUGCAGCAGCAGACCAAGGAGAGCGGCAGCGAGAGCUUGACCUUGUCGGACUUCUGCAACAAGCGCGCUUUAAAGGCCAUUGCGACGGGUCUCGUGCUGAUGGUGGGCAACAUAUUCACUGGCACCUUCGCCUUCAUCAACUACAUGUCAAACAUCUUCGAGCGCGUGCACACUCAGCUGGAGCCCAACACUAAUACGAUUAUCAUUGGGGCAGUGCAGAUUGUGGGCACUCUUGCCUCCAUCUAUCUGGUGGAUCGGCAUGGCCGCAAAAUACUUCUAAUUGUCUCGUGUGCCGGCAGUGCACUGGGCACCGGCGCCUUUGGCCUGUAUGCGUUUUUUGGCGACGAAACUGAGGCGGACCUAAGCGCAAUAUCCAGUUGGCUGCCCGUUACAAUAAUGGCUUUGAAUAUAUUCUUGGCUAAUGUGGGAAUCAUCUCGGUCACAAUGGUGGUUCUAGUUGAGGUACUUCCCCCGAAAAUACGCGCAGUGGGCACGAGCGCUUGCCUGGGCUGUCUCAGCUGCUUCGCGUUCGCCUCUCUGAAAGCUUUUCCGCUGAUGAUGGAGUAUUGGGGGCUGGCUGCGACCAUGUGGGGCUGUGCCGCGGUCAGUGUCUUGUGCUUCUUCUAUGUUAUUGUGUUCAUGGAGGAGACCAAGGGUAAAUCCAUUUACGAUUAGUAGCAUCAAACGUCUUAUGAUGAUGAUGAUGAUGUUUGAAGUAAGAUAAGAAAUCAUCAUUUCGAUUAAUAUUUACUUUUUAUGAAGUACAACAAAAGUCGAUAAGCAAUUCAUUGAAAUAGCAAUAUAGUUGUUGGUUUUUCAGUAACUAUAUGUUAAUUCCGAUUCCAAUAAAUACCAAUUGUAAAUCUGUAAUUGUUGGAAUCCAUUCAAACUGUAUUUACAAAGUGAUAAGAAUAACAAUCUGUUCGCUGCAUAAAAAUAGAA